This is a messenger RNA of Sycon ciliatum, 2437 nucleotides long. RefSeq lists its product as uncharacterized. Lineage: Eukaryota; Metazoa; Porifera; Calcarea; Leucosolenida; Sycettidae. Gene Ontology annotation, biological process: signal transduction; protein phosphorylation. The transcript has 9 exons. Gene Ontology annotation, cellular component: cytoplasm. The record is from RefSeq and is a predicted model, not a curated record. The coding region runs from base 140 to 2437 and encodes 765 amino acids. Gene Ontology annotation, molecular function: protein kinase activity; ATP binding; protein binding.
ACACACCACACACACACACACUCACACACAAUGCAGUGUACGUCUAACGCCAUAACAAGGUGCUGAACACUCGCGGACACAAUCAAACACACAGUUGCGAGAGCAAGACGAUCGUGCGUUACACUAUUAUUUUACUGAAAUGGCAGGGUUCAACUUUGAGACUCAGCUCCAAGAGAGACUUGGUGUCCCAGAUGCAAUUUGGCUUGGAUACGUCCAAGUUGACCUGAACAAACCCGAGAUAGGCCGUGGCUCGGAUGCCACUGUGUAUACAAGUGAGUUGGAGGGUCUCCCUGUUGCUGUGAAGGUCUUACAUAGUAUUUUACUCCAACAGGGCAAUGUCGGGCGUGCAGCUCUUCUCCAGCGAUUCGGCACUGAGUGCCUAGUCAUGCGGCGACUGCAACAUGAAAGAAUUGUGCGACUCCUCGGGAUCGGCAUUGCUCCCAAUCAAUCUCCGUGUAUAGUGGUAGAACUGAUGGCCGGCUCGCUAUUUGAUCGAAUUGGAGUUGAGCCAAGAGAGCCAUUCGCUCAAAGCCUUCAGUAUCUACUCGACGUGGCAGAAGGCUUGCGCUUUCUGCACGGCAAGAACAUUUUGCACCGCGAUUUGAAACCACGUAACAUCUUGGUCACGGCAGGGCGAGCCAAGAUAGCUGAUGUUGGUUUGGCCCGCACUCUUCACGGUAGUCAAGGUGCGGACGUCACGGCUUUGACACGAUGCCCCGGUACGCCUUAUUUUAUGCCGCCAGAGAGCCGACAAGUAGGAACAGCAUACGACGAGAAACUGGAUGUGUUUUCUCUAGGAGUGGUGAUGCUGUCGCUGCUUGUGGGACGACCGCCUUCCCCAACUGAAGCUACUGUUCUGCUGGAGAAUGGAACGCGGAGAUCAGUUCCGGAGGGUCGCCGACGCAAAGCAGAUCUGGAUCGACUGGGCUCGGAUCACCCACUGCAUUCUCUAAUCGUGUCGUGUCUGCAUGAUGAUCCUGGAUCUAGACCAACAUCGGCUGAUGUUCACAUGCACUUACUGCAGAUCUCACUUCCCUCUAUGUCGGCAGAUCGCUAUUUCAGUCAGUUUGCAGACAUUCUGACUCAACUUCAAACGAUUUCCACACAACAGCAGGCAAUCAUCACCCGAGUGGCAGCUGUGGAAGAGAAAGUGAACGGCAUGGAUGCACUGACGGAGAGAGUUUCCACAAUCGACACUAACCUCAGUGCCCACUCAUCAACUCUCACUUCACUCAACUCCACCGUGGAUACACGCUUGGCUGCAGUAGACUCACGCAUUGCUGCAGUGGAUUCACGCUCAGCUGCAGUGGAUUCUUGCCUAGCUUCUGUGCAAUCACGUAUGUCUGCCCUGGAAUUGCGUGUGUCCACACCUCCGUCUAGAUCCAGUACUAUGCCUGCUCAACCACCGAUGGCGACUACUUCACACAGCCGUGACUCUAUUCCCCAAUCCGCUCCAUCACCAGGCAGUGCAUCUUCUGCAACACCACCGAUGACGUCAUCCAGCGCCUCCUCAGCUCAAACACCGGCUAGAGUGCCCAGGCAAGGGCCAGCCUCAUAUCUAGCAACCUUGUUCAGAAACACGUUGUCUCCAUCAGAAUCAGCAGCAGCAGUAGCCCCAUGUCCACCACAGAAGCGUGAUUACACACAGAUCCGCAAAUCAAGGUACUCAUUUGGUAGAUAUGGCAGUGGGAGAUAUCAGUUUAACUCUCCUGGCGGACUAGCAACCAACAAAGCUGGUGACCUGAUCUUCUGUGACACCUACAACCACAGAAUAAAGAUACACGGUGUUGAUGGCAAGUUCAAGCAGACGACUGGUCGGAAGGGUACAAACUGUGGAGAGUUCGAUUUCCCAGGAGCCGUGCAUGUAACAGAUGAUGAACGAGUGAUCAUUGCUGAUACUUCCAACCACCGACUACAGAUCACUGACAAAGACUUCUCCAAGUUCAGCACCAUAGGAAGGCGUGGAUCAGGAAUUGGCGAGUUCCACUACCCAAAUGGUGUUGUCCAAGUGAACCACAGCGCACUGGGCCAGUGCCUUGCACUGGCGGAUACAUGGAACCAUCGGGUUCAGAUUUUGCCAUGCAGUGGUGAGACAGGAUAUGCGUUUGGAACACAAGGUAGUGGUCAAGGCCAAUUUGUAGAUCCAAGCGGCAUCGCAGUGUACCUCAACAGGUUGUUUAUUGCUGAUAGAAGCAACGAUCGCAUCCAGGUGAUGACCGUCGAUGGAGAGUAUAUCACUUCGUUCGGGUCAAAGGGCAGCGCUUUUGGUCAGCUGCAGAGACCGAAACAUGUCACUACAGAUGCCUACGGCAAUGUUCUAGUCGGUGAUCAAGGCAAUGGACGUGUUAUGGUAUAUGCCGCAGAAACUUACACACCACUGGCUGAGUUUGGAAAAGGAGAGCUGGACCAGCCGAUGGGUGUCUGCGUGACAAAUUAA